Messenger RNA from Spathaspora passalidarum NRRL Y-27907, 1107 nucleotides. Its product is annotated as glycosyltransferase family 32 protein. Gene Ontology annotation, biological process: protein N-linked glycosylation. The coding region runs from base 1 to 1107 and encodes 368 amino acids. Gene Ontology annotation, molecular function: alpha-1,6-mannosyltransferase activity. The record is from RefSeq and is a predicted model, not a curated record. Gene Ontology annotation, cellular component: mannan polymerase complex. NCBI's taxonomy places the organism in Eukaryota, Fungi, Ascomycota, Pichiomycetes, Serinales, Debaryomycetaceae. The transcript has a single exon.
AUGUUAAAUUUCACACAGAAACGUAGUUUGAACAACAAAAUUAGCUUGGUGAUUUAUGUGUCUACGGUUAUACUCUUGAUUUAUUUUUUCUUACAACAAUUUGCAGCUGAAUUUUCACCACAAGUUUUCAAUUUUGAAUAUGUAUCACCUAAACAAGAAUUCUUCAAAGAACUAGACGAACAACCAUUAUACAAGCUAACUGGUUUCAAUUUCCAACCAACAAACCCAGGUCGUAUUCCUUACAACACCACUGUUCUUAAACAAUUAGACAAAUUAGUCCCCUAUGAUCCUUCUGAACAAAUUCCCAAAAAGAUUUGGCAAAUGUGGAAAGUGCCACUAGACCACGAAGAUUUCCCCGACGAUUAUAAAAAAUAUCAUCAAACCUGGGUCGAUAAAGCUCCUAAUUAUGAAUAUACAUUAAAAACCAACGCCGAGUACGAUAUAAUUAUAAAUGAAUUAUACGCUGAUAUCCCAGAAGUACUUCACGCUUACAAUAUCAUGCCUCAAACUAUCCUAAAGUGCGAUUUCUCGAGGUACUUACUCUUGUUUUUUCAUGGUGGGAUAUAUGCCGACUUGGAUACCUUGUUGUGGAAACCAAUCGAUGUUUGGAUUACCAAUCAAAGAAAAUAUUUAAACCGUCCCCUUGAUCCAGGGAUCAUUGUCGGAAUAGAGAACGACAAAGGCGCCAGGAUUAACAAUUGGACAAUCCUUUCUAAAAGGGGACAUCCUAUGAUUGCUGAAAUGAUUAACCAAAUUACUGAACACACCUUAUGGAGAGAAAAAACCGGUCAACUAGAAGCAAUUUUUAGAAAUCCAAAGGAUAAUGUUAUUGAUUGGACUGGACCCGGGAGGUUUACCGACAUGACAUACAAAUAUUUGAAUAAUAUCCUUCAAACCGAUUUUAAUCAUUUUGAAACUAUUGUUGAUUAUACAUUCUUGGCAUAUAUAGAACUUCCAUUCAAUUUGGGCGACAUCAUGGUAUUACCCAGAAACUCGUUGCGUGCCAAAAUAGAUAACCCGCUUGCAUAUGUAAGUCAUAGAUUUGCAGGAGAAUGGAAGAAAGAUCAAAACCAAAAGAAAAAGGAAGCAGCUGGAAAUGCAACCUGA